AUGAAGCUCCUAGAUGUCGCCCUCCUGGGUCUUAUCCCUACUCUCAUAACAAUUCACCUUAUUCUCGUCCCGGACACGAAAGUCGAGGAAUCCUUCAACAUCCAGGCCGCCCAUGACGUGCUCGUCUACGGCACGCCCACUCACGACGUGGCAGCUCGCUUGCGCGCCACCUACGACCACUUUGACUUCCCCGGGGCCGUUCCGCGUACAUUUAUCGGCCCUGUACUCCUCGCCGGCCUUGGUGGCCCUGUUGUCAACCUCUUCGGCUUCCACCACGCCCAGCUUAUCGUCCGCGCCCUCCUGGGGUUUGCUAACGCUGCCGCGCUGCUGGUGUUUGCAAGCAGCCUGAAUAAAGGGCUGGGCUCGAAUGUGAUGAGAUGGUGGGUUAUGUUGCUAGUCAGCCAGUUUCAUGUCGUGUUCUAUGCUUCGAGGACGUUGCCCAACAUGUUUGCCUUCGGCUUGACAACACUUGCCGCAGCAAACCUGCUUCCAUUCCCUUCCACAUCUCCCAAGUCCCGCUCCGCGCGCCUCCGCGUCGCGAUCUCCCUCCUUGUCUUCGCUGCCGCAAUCUUCCGCUCCGAAGUCGCCGUCCUCCUCGCAACCACAGGCCUCUACCUUCUCGCCACGCACCAAACCACGAUUCUCCACCUUGUCCGCCCCUUUCUCAUCUCCUUCGCCGUUGCCGUCGCUGUCUCCGUGCCCCUCGACUCAUAUUUCUGGCAGAAGCCGCUCUGGCCGGAGCUCUGGGGUUUCUACUACAACGCCAUUCUUGGCUCUUCGUCCAACUGGGGCGUCUCCCCCUGGCACUACUACUUCUCUUCGGCAUUGCCGCGCUUGCUCGUCAAUCCCCUGGCCUUCCUCCUAGUCCCGUUGGCCCUCUUUCACCCAGCAACAUCCCGCACAGCAGCUGGCCUCGUGGUGCCCCCCCUCCUCUUUGUUGCCAUCUACUCCCUCCAACCACAUAAAGAAGCCCGCUUCAUCUUCUACGCCGUCCCGCCCCUGACCGCCGCAGCAGCCCAGGGCGCAAACCUGAUAUUCGCUCGCCGCUCCAAGUCUCCGCUCUACGCCCUGGCCUCGGCCGCCCUCGUGCUCAGCGUUCUUGCCUCCCUCGCCGCCUCAACGGGCAUGCUUCUCCUCUCUUCCCUAAACUACCCCGGCGGCGACGCACUCCGUCAGCUGCACGCCCUGGUCGUCUCCGACUCCUCGGGCAGCGGUGGCGCCGUCACCUCCGUCCACACCGAUGUCCUCAGCUGCAUGACGGGCGUCACCCUCUUCAAUCAGAACCUCGUCGGCCUGCCCAAGAACCCGCAUGCCCGCGCCCUGGAGUCCGCCCUACAUGACGGCACCUCAGCCUCGACGAUGACGUCCUCGCCGAUCCUCACGUUCGACAAGACCGAGGACAAGGCCGUCCUCGCCGAUCCUGCAUUCUGGUCCCGCUUCGACUACGUCCUCGCCGAAGACCCGGCCUCCGUCAGGGGCGGCCAAUGGGAGACGGUCGGCAUCGUGCAGGGCUAUGCCGGCGUCGAAAUCCUACGACCCGGGUCCAAGUCCCCAUCUGAUGGCGGCGACGAGGAGGAAGGGGAGCCAAGGGUCCUAGGAAGAGGUUUGGUAGUCAAGCGGGUGCGUGGGCUAGUCCGGGGAUUAACGGGCGGCUGGUGGGUUGGGCCGCGCAUGGAACCACGGAUCCGGAUCCUGAAACGGACCAAAGACGCCGGCGCCGGUGUCCGGGUCGUCUCUCAGUAA
Colletotrichum graminicola M1.001 is the source of this 1743-nucleotide messenger RNA. RefSeq names its product Alg9-like mannosyltransferase. The transcript is spliced from 3 exons. Gene Ontology annotation, biological process: protein N-linked glycosylation. The record is from RefSeq and is a predicted model, not a curated record. Lineage: Eukaryota; Fungi; Ascomycota; Sordariomycetes; Glomerellales; Glomerellaceae. Gene Ontology annotation, molecular function: alpha-1,6-mannosyltransferase activity. The coding region runs from base 1 to 1743 and encodes 580 amino acids. Gene Ontology annotation, cellular component: endoplasmic reticulum membrane.